UUGGGUCAAACUUUAAUUAUAUAUCUUCGUUUCACACCUGAUCUAUGAUCUCUAUCUCUUCUCUGUACCAUUGAAAGGUUUGAGAAUCUUUGGAUUUAGGAAGCGAAAUUUGGUGAGCGUCAUGAGGAUAUGGCUGCAGCUUAGUUUUGUUGUUGUAGUACUACUGGUUGUUGUGUUUCAGAGUAGCGAAGCCUAUGGCUAUGGAGGAAUUUCUCAUGAAAUAGGGAAAAAGAUUGAUAGAAUAAAUAAGAUGGGUCCAUACUUAGGUAUUGUGGUGCCAAACUCCUUCGAGAUGGACCCUCUUCUCCAGUCUCCCAGCUUUGUGGCUGAUGAAAAGUUUCCCUUCUUGGACUUUUCAGGAAGAAGGUUUCGAUUUGGAGAGCUGGCAAAUGAGAAGGUUAUUGUUGUUAUGACAGGAUUGAGCAUGCUUAAUGCAGGUAUAGCCACACAAUUACUGCUAAUCCUUUUCAAAGUGAAAGGUGUUGUGCACUAUGGAAUUGCUGGAAAUGCAAAUCCUAAUCUCCAGGUUGGAGAUGUUACUGUUCCCCAAUAUUGGGCUCAUACAGGUCUUUGGAACUGGCAGAGGUAUGGAUUUGGGCAAAAUGAUGAGUUAGCCUUGGAAUCUAAUGGAGAUUACACAAGAACUAUUGGUUACCUGAGAUUUUCUGAUUACAACAAUGUAACUGAUCAAAAUGGGAAGCGUGGGGGGAAUUUUCUGAACAAUGUUUGGCAUCAACCAGAAGAGAUCUUCCCAGUUUACGGAACUCCAGAAGUCAGACAGCAUGCCUUUUGGGUUCCUGUCGACAAGCAUUACUUCACAGUUGCAAAGAAACUCAAGAACUUGAAGUUGGGGAGUUGUGUAAACACAACUUGUCUGCCAAGAACACCAGUUGUUGUGAGAGUCAAGAGGGGGAUCAGUGCCAAUGUUUUUGUGGACAACAGCGCCUACAGAUCAUUCUUGAAUACGAAAUUUAAUGCCACUUCAAUCGACAUGGAGAGUGCUGCGAUUGCUUUGGUUUGUCUUCAACAGAAGACACCUUUUAUUGCAAUCAGAUCUCUCUCUGAUUUGGCUGGUGGGGGCUCAGCUUUGUCCAAUGAAGCCAAUAUCUUCUCCUCAUUGGCAGCUCAAAAUGCUGUUGAUGCCGUUGUUAGGUUCAUCACCCUAUUGUAUUAGUUACUAGUUUUAUUAUAUUCUUGUAUGCAUCAAAUUAAAGGUCUUAUUCAAAAACUCCAUAAUCUUCUAUCAAUA
Molecule: messenger RNA, 1249 nt
Organism: Juglans regia (Persian walnut)
Lineage: Eukaryota; Viridiplantae; Streptophyta; Magnoliopsida; Fagales; Juglandaceae
Product: bark storage protein A-like
Exons: 5
Coding region: 122-1174 (350 amino acids)
Biological process (GO): nucleoside metabolic process
Molecular function (GO): catalytic activity
Source: RefSeq, a predicted model, not a curated record